CACUGCCUCCAAAUCCAAACACAAAGAAAGCAGCCAGCCAACCCACCAUGGUGUUUGAGCGAGUGAAGCGACAGGUCAAGGCCAAGGCCUUUGACGCUGAAGGCAACGAAGUCGCGUUUGAUGUGCGAGCAGAUGAGGAACAAGGCCUCAAGCAGCAGGAAAUCAUCGACCUGCUCCUGGCUGCCGGCUACUUUCGCGCGCGCAUCAAGGGUCUCAGUGACUUUGACAAAGUUGUUGGCGGCAUGACGUGGUGCAUCACAGCCAGUAACAUCGACGUGGAUGCAGAUCUGCUUUUUCAGGAGAACAGCACCAUCGGCCAAAAGAUUGCUUUGACUGAGAAGAUUGUGGCAGCCCUGCCACGCAUGAAGUGCCCCCAUCGUCUUGAGCCGCAUCAGAUUCAAGGUCUUGACUUCAAGGGCAUCUUUCCCGUCGUUCAGUGGUUGGUGAAGAAGGCCAUCUCCACGCGUGAGGAGCGAGCGAAUCUCAUUCGCCAGCGCGCUCUCUUCCACUUCCACAAGGACAACCAGACACCAGAGGAGGAAGCGUUCGUGCAGCGGCAGGACCAAGCGGCGGCAUCAACAAAGAUGGCACAGUCGUCGUACCAGCCGCGGCGCCAGUUCAAAGCGCCAGAGCGGACAGCAGUGGAUCGACACACGCGCGUGCAGUCCACGCUCCUUGAAUAUGGAAGGCGCUAUGGGUUGAGCCGCGCGGCGGCAGGCAAGUCGUCCAAAGCGGACAAGAGCGCGGCGGUGGCCAAGGCGCUGACGCCCGACCAGCCCGACGAGGAGGACGCGACGAAACAGCAGGAGGAGCACAUCAAGAAACUCAUGAGCUCAAUGGCAGACGCGACGGAGGGCACCGUGUCAUCAACAGCGCUCGGGUCCAUGAUGGGCGCACACUCUGCAGAAAUUGCUCAACUGUCUGAGGACUACCGCGCCCACGCGGCGGAGAUGGCGGCGGCGGAGAAUGCGCGGACCGGUGGGACCGCUGCGCACCAGCGAGCACUCGACGCCCUCAACAGGCAGCGGUCGCAGCUGGCAAAGAAGAUUGAGCAGGAGACCACUGCCGCCGACGCAGCCGAGCACGCCCUCGCACAACACCAGGCGGCGUUUGAUGAGGCGCGGGCGGCGCGGGAUGCGCUCGAAGCGGAGACGCAGCGGCUGGACGCGCUGGAAGGCGACGAGAGCAACAAGCCGCUCAUUGCCAAGCUGAGCCAUCUGCUGAGAUUGUUCGAUUCGCUGAAGCAGCAAGAAAAGGACUUCAAGGGAACAUGCAAGGGCGAGAUGGAGACAUUGGAGGCAAAGAUUGAGGAGCUCAAGGCACAGGGCGUGCGCGUCAUGGACGCCCACGACGCUUCCACCAUUUCGGAACAGUACCAACAGGAACUGAAGAAGCUUGAGAAAGUCAAGGUUGCUGCUGCCAAGCGCACGCGCCAAAUUGCUCUCGUCCACCGCAAGAUUGACGAAAUCCCGAGCCGCGCGGAGUUAACGCAGUACCAGCGCCGCUUUGCAGAGCUCUACGAACAAGUCAACGCCAAGCACAGGGAGACCAAGCAGUACAUCACAUUGUACAACACGCUGCGGGAUGUCGAGACAUACUACAACAAGGAGCAGGGCUUGCUCACGUCCAUUCACACCAACUUCCCAAAGGCUCUCAAAUCAGCAGCUGCUGGUGAUCUGUUUGUGGACCAGCUGGAAGACAUUGUUGGCGGCAUCAAGAUGAGCAAGCAGAAGGCAGAUGCUAAGCAUGCACGAGAGCAGGAGCAACGCGACGCCCUUAGGGAGCAAUAUCUUCGACUCGUGGACAAGGAACGCUUGUACUACAAGACCGUGCGCGAUUACGAGCAGGAAAUGGUGCGCAAUGAGAAGUUGACCAACAAGCUGAAGAAGAAAGAAGGCGCAGCCCACAAGUAGACGGUGAUUGGCGAGGACGUAUUCGCCUGUUACACGCGCGCGUCGAACAUGUGUGUGUGUGUGUGUGUGCGUCGAAGUAAACGCGUUGAGAUGACA
Salpingoeca rosetta is the source of this 2009-nucleotide messenger RNA. RefSeq lists its product as uncharacterized. Bases 48 to 1913 code for a protein of 621 amino acids. The transcript has 19 exons. Gene Ontology annotation, biological process: Golgi to plasma membrane transport. NCBI's taxonomy places the organism in Eukaryota, Choanoflagellata, Craspedida, Salpingoecidae. The record is from RefSeq and is a predicted model, not a curated record.